This is a messenger RNA of Dichomitus squalens LYAD-421 SS1, 2034 nucleotides long. RefSeq lists its product as uncharacterized. Lineage: Eukaryota; Fungi; Basidiomycota; Agaricomycetes; Polyporales; Polyporaceae. The coding region runs from base 200 to 943 and encodes 247 amino acids. The record is from RefSeq and is a predicted model, not a curated record. The transcript is spliced from 2 exons.
GGGCUGCGACGGCGGUUCUUCGCACAGUGCAUGCAGUCUCUCGCCAACCCAGAAUUUUUGGCCGAGUCGUAGGCCAUCGAAGUUCAGGCGGAGCGUAAACUGGACGGGAAUAUCCGACCUGCGCGGCAUUGUCGCCUGCACAGUACAACUCACUUGCUGAGCACAUCCGUUCUCGACCAUCAUCUGUUACCUUCCCUGCAUGCAGCCCUCUUCCGGCUCUUCCUCUUCAUCCUACACCUCUCAGGACUCGCCGCCCCGUACCGAGCUCUGGUGGGACCGUCUCCCGUCCCUCAAGAUCGUUAGGCCCCCCAAAGGUCCGUUCUCGCCGCAGGUAGACGAACGCUGUUUCACCUAUUGCUCCCAAAGCAUCACCGGCCGCAUACACGGCAACGACCCUUGGUGCCGCACUUUCUGCCUUCGCCGCGUCUUCCUCCACGAGGUCUCCCGCGUCCUUUCCCGCCAUCGUACUGAAACCGUCACCCAUGUGCCCGGGAGGAAGCAACCUAUCGUGGAGACCAAGGAGGUAGUCGAAACUCAGCCACUCAACCAUCCCCUCCCGCCAGAAGGGCAGCGGUAUAGCGGCUGGCUCGCCAUGCUUCUCGACGGCAAGUUCGGCAUAGGAGACGGCGAAGAGGACGACGGGCACCACCACGACGAGAGUGACUCCGCUCUAGGACCGGGGCACUCGCAUCCCCAGAGGGAGACCAAGCACUGGCGGGAGGGCUGGUAUAUCUGGUGGUCGUCCAGCCGGUGGGCGGCCCAGGAGAAGCUGGACCUCAUGCGCAGGGAUUUGGAGGGUCAGACGGACUGGCAGAAGCUCAAGGAGAGAAGGAACGACGAGUGGGCGAGAGGUGUGCCUCCGCAAGAGCAGACGUCGGGCGAACAGGAGCUCCAUCCUUUCCAGGAUAUGAGCAAUAUCCCGCCAUUCCCGGAUGUGUCGUGAGUGUCGCUUUCUUUCGUCCCGUUCUAUGCUUGGGCAAGAGUAACCCGCGACGCUGGCGUUUGGCUGGGGUGACUUUGGCUACUUGUCUUUGUCCUCAGGGGGCGUGCAGUGAUGCGUGGCGUCCGGGAGAAUUCCUGAGAGCUCUCCGUGUUGCGCGAGCCUCGUACUCGCUUCGCGUUCACACAUGUCCGUUCCAGUGUGCACAAUUCGCCGCUCUGCACCCACUAUUUUUUCGUGGCGGCUCGUGGCUUUUCAGGCCGUCUUCGACCGGGUUCCAUCCUGCACGCAGCUGGCUCAGCUAGUCAUCUUCGUCGACAUGCGCCUCCCCUCCCCAUUUUCUGCAUGUUCUGACGGUAUCCGCAGAUCAUCAUGCGUGCUACUGCCCCUGCCACUGCAAUCCACCUCUCUCCCCUCUCUCAAAGUGUUCUUCUCCCGGCCACUCGUCCCCGCCGCCCGCGUCCUCGAAGUCGUCCAGGAGAGCGUGAGCUCGGGGGCGCAGCGCGACUUCUGGGGCCGCGUGUGGGAGAAGGCGCAGACGGACGAGCCGAGGCAGCUGCUCGUUGUCGCUUGGGAGCGGAUGAUGGAGAACUUCUUCGGGAAGGAGGACAAGAGCGGUGGGGGCGGCGGGAAGGCGGGAGGGGUCGGUACAGGAAGCGGGGGUGGGAGGCAGGAUGGUAAGGACGGGAAGGAUUAGAGAGGUUGUCAUGGAUAUAUGUUGUUUGAGUAUAAUUUCUCUGCUUGGACUUGAUGGGAUGUGCAUUGCGCUCGCUCAGUCUGUAAGUUGUGGCUUGUGAUAGAUUGUUACAGCUGUUUUGUAUUGAGAGGCCCCUGCCCAGCUUCUACAACACACCACACUCUAUCCAACUGCUACACUACUACACAUAGUGUCAUGGACGUUGGACAGACGCCCCUUUUUGCCGCCCAUUCCCUUCCCUUUGACGCCCACCUUCCAUUUUCGGACCAUUUCCUUUCCUAGCCCAUCCCAGUUUGGACACUGCAGAUAUGUUCCCACAACCGCAUGCUACGUUCCUGUGAUCACCAUGCCCUUGCCUUUUCUUUCUUGCCCUUUGUUCUCUCUUUGUCAUCUUCAC